This is a messenger RNA of Engraulis encrasicolus (European anchovy), 315 nucleotides long. Its product is annotated as fish-egg lectin-like. The record is from RefSeq and is a predicted model, not a curated record. The coding region runs from base 1 to 315 and encodes 104 amino acids. NCBI's taxonomy places the organism in Eukaryota, Metazoa, Chordata, Actinopteri, Clupeiformes, Engraulidae. The transcript has 3 exons.
AUGGUGCAGAUUGAUGCUGGUAGGGGUCAGGUGUUUGGAGUCAACCGUGGGCACGAGAUCUUCACACGGUCUGGGAGUUCUUGGUUGCAGUUACCAGGAAAAUUGCUGGAGCAUGUAACCGUGGGGCCAGCUGGAGUCUGGGGGGUGAGCGGGAAAUACAACAUCUUCAAACUUGUCGCUGGAGAUUGGGUGCUAGUCCCUGGAGACCAGGACAUCCCUGGUCACCUGAAAUAUUACAGCUGUGGCCCUGUCAGCUGCUGGGGAGUGAGCCACCAAAACAAUAUCUACAUUAGGAAGGACUCAGGUACAGGCUAG